UUAUUGAUUGGUUCUCAUUAAAAUGAAGGAUGCUUUUAUAAGUGUAAUCUUUGUAUUCACUGUCAUUCAUGUUUCGAUCGACAUCAUCAUAGUGCUGAGACGGAUACCACGUUAGAUGUGUCAGAUGCCGAUUCGUACUGAGGGUAUCCAUAUGGGAAAUCGAUAGACAACGCAAAUGGUGACUAACGAGUUAUCUGGGAUCAGGUCAUGUUCUCUGAUCAUACUAUUAUCAACAGCUGUGUGCUCGAAUCGAAAUUUUAUUUGGAAGGAAAAUGUAACGGAAGAAAACCUUAUCUACAAUGAUGGCGUCGUAUUUACGCAACAGACGGCAAGCGCCAUUAACUGUGCUUGGGCCUGUCAAACCCACUCCAUGCCGUGUUUAGACUUCACCUAUACGACUACGACCGAGGAGUGCCGAGGGUACGACGGAAUAUCACAUGACUCUGUCAGCCAUGUGAACACAAAAAUGUGGAGACAAGUCUGUCGUCUGGACGGGUACACAUACGACCCGACCUUCCGUGUGUGUAUUCGUCUGUACACCACCGCUAGGAACUGGCUCGGGGCUCUGGAGGCAUGCUAUACCGACACGGCAUAUCUUCUUAUAUUGGAUACGAUAGAGAAAGUCCGGGCUACGAAAACCGGUGUUCACAAGGACCUCUUCUCAGAAUCAGAUAGAUGGUGGAUAGGGGGUUAUGAUAAUGACACGGAAACCAAAUGGAUCAAUGGCGAAAAUAUCGACAUACCAAGCGAGAUCUGGUAUUCUUCAAACCAGCCGGACCACGACCAUGAAGAGUGCAUAAAUCUUUUCAUAAACUCUCUCGGAAUCAAUGAUCAAACCUGUUCUCAUCUAAUGUAUUAUGUUUGUCAGGAAAACAUUUGAAAUGUUUAAAAGCUCAUUCAUGAACUGUCCAUGAAAUACACUAAUCAAUAUGCCAUAUAAUUGAGAUUAAAUUUAUCAUUGUCUGAU
Molecule: messenger RNA, 967 nt
Organism: Pecten maximus
Lineage: Eukaryota; Metazoa; Mollusca; Bivalvia; Pectinida; Pectinidae
Exons: 5
Coding region: 176-880 (234 amino acids)
Source: RefSeq, a predicted model, not a curated record